UCAUAUCCUCCAAACUGAAGCGAUUUUCACCGAUUUGUAGGAGUCUUGGAGACCGCUUACUACCAUAUACCUACAGAGAUGGCGGAGUUCGCAUUUGUGCCUCCUGUUAAAGAGCUUCAUGCGGAACAAACUGCGAACGAGACGCACAUCAAAGAGGAGCCGACAGGAGACACUGGAUGGCAACAGGAUGGACAAGAGAGCGUGCUGUGCCAGGAAACGUACAGUGAGGACCAGGAAACCUACGACUACCAGCCAACCGGACAUCCUUGGAACGAGAAUUAUAGUUGGGAGCAGACAACAGACAUUGGACGGCAGCAGGACGAGGAAAGGGACGUUCCAAACGACGGCACGUUCGGUGUAAAAGCGGAAAUGGAAGAGUCUAGCUUUGUUAGUAUUGGAGAACAUCCUGGGAAGGAGAUGGAACUUUAUGGAAAUCCUGGGAAGGAGAGUGACAGCAGGGAGACCCAGACAACAGGUAACCAGUGUGACUAUGCAGCUGCACAUCAAGCCAAUUUGGCCUACCAUAUAGCAACAAAACACACUGGUGAGAAACCCUACAUGUGUGACGAGUGCGGUUACAGUUCAACCAAAAUGUAUGACUUAUGUAUGACUAAAUUAACUGUACAUAUGAGAACUCAUACAGGAGAAAAACCUUUCAAGUGUGACCAAUGUGACUAUUCUGCUAAUAUGGUGGAGUUCACAUGUGUGCCUCCCGUUAAAGAGCUUCAUGCGGGAAAAACUGCGAACGAGACGCACAUCAAAGAGGAGGAGACAGGAGACACUGGAUGGCAACAGAAUGGACAAGAGAACGUGCUGUGCCAGGAAACGUACAGUGAGGACCAGGAAACCAACAACUACCAACCAACCGGACAUCCUUGGAACGAGACUUACAACAGUCGGGAGCAGACAACAGACACGGGACGGCAGCAGGACGAGGAGAGGGACGCUCCAAACGACGAAACGUGCGGUGUAAAAAAAGAAAUGGAAGAGUCCAGCUGUGGAUUUGUUAGUAUUGGAGAACAUCCUGGGAAGGAGAUGGACUGUACAGAACAUCCUGGGAAGGAGAGUGACAACAGGGAGACCCAGACAACAGACAUGAGCCUGCAGCAGGAAACGUGUGAUGUGAACUUUCCCCAACCUGACAACACGUCAACCUCACAGGUACAGGAGAGUAAAGGCAAUAUGGAAAGGCAUGUGGUUGAACACACCAGUGAGAAACCCUACAUGUGUGGGGAGUGUGGGUACAGGACAGCUUACAAAUCUGGCUUAUCUCGACAUAUGAGAACUCACACAGGGGAAAGACCUUACAAGUGUGACCAGUGUGACUAUUCUGCAGCACACAAAUCUACUCUAGACGAACAUCUAACAAAACACACCGGUGAGAAACCCUACAUGUGUGGUGAGUGCGGGUUCAGAACAACUUAUAAAGAAAGCUUAUCUCGACAUAUGAGAACCCAUACAGGAGAAAAACCCUACAAGUGUGAUCAGUGCGACUAUUCUGCAUCAGAGAAAGGACAUUUGAACCAACAUCUAAUGAAACACAGUGGUGAGAAACCCUACAUGUGUGGGGAGUGCGGGUACAGGGCAGCUCGUAAGUCUCACUUAUCCAAACAUAUAAGAAUCCACACAGGAGAAAAACCCUACAAGUGUGACCAGUGUGACUAUUCUGCUGCACAGAAAUCUCAGUUAAACAAACAUCAAGUAAAACAUACUGGUGAGAAACCCUACAUGUGCGGAGAGUGUGGGUACAGGACAGCUUAUAAGUCUGACUUAUCCAAACAUAUGAGAAUUCAUACAGGAGAGAAACCCUACAAGUGUGACCAGUGUGACUAUUCUGCUGCACUGAAAUCUACUUUGGCUCAACACCAAGUAACACACUCAGGUCAAAAACCCUGCAUCUGCGAAAACUGUGCUUACAGGGCGGCUCAAAAGUGUGACUUAUCCAGACAUAUAAGUACCCACACAGGAAAGAAACCUUACAGGUGUGACCAGUGUGACUAUUCUGCUGCAAAAAAAUUCGAUUUGGACAAGCACGUAAGAAAACACACCGGUGAGAAACCUUACAUGUGUGGGGAGUGCGGGUACAGGGCGGCUCAAAGGUCUACCUUAUCCCGACACAUGAGAACCCACACAGGAGAAAAACCUUACAAGUGUGACCAGUGUGACUAUUCCGCAACACAGAAACAUCAUUUGAUCAACCAUCAAACUAGACAUUCCAGUGAGUAACCCUACAUGUGUGUGGAGUGUGGGCACAGGACAGCUCAAAGGUCUAACUUGUCCCGAAGGUAGUCAGCAGGUGGAAAUUCAUAAGGAGGAAGAAUAAGUAUAAACAAAAUAAAAUAAAUAAACAAAUAAGAAUCCCUCCUUGAGUGACCAUGUCGACUCUAAUUGUAUCUUGCCAUGUGUGGUGAGGAAUUCUACAUGAGGAUUGUGGCAAAUGUACCCUCUAAAGUUGCUUAGGUUUGGUCGCUCAGGCACGCCUCCUGUCAAGAAAGUGUUGGUAGGCGACAGAUAUAGAAGUUGACUUUGAACUGCAGCUAGUUGUCGCUGCUAACUAUGCAGUCCUAAACGUAAAGUACUUUUACAUACAUAUAGAUACACCUAAAAGUGUAUAGACGUAGGUUUUGUACCUGAGAUAGUAGCCAUGAUAGAUGUGCUCCUUUCUUUUGUGUUUGCCGCUGAUUUGUUAGUAACAUUUAUGUAAGAAAGCGUUUUUGAAAUCGCACUGUACAGAUAAUCUAGAUGUAGGUUUUAGACUUGAAAUAAUUUUGAUACGAUCUUUGUUUUUGUUUUUCUCCACUGUACACAUGUCGGUAUUAAUUUGAAUACUUGAACAUUUUAACAUUGGUAUAUUUAGUUGCUUUAGUCUACUUUAUUUGAUAGAAUGAUCUAACCUUUACAAUUAUUUAGUUUAUACGUACCGAUGUGUAUUCUAAACAUGAUACACGUUUUGUACACAUGUAUUCGUAGUGUUUAAGCUUAUAGGAAUUUAGAUGAUACUGACUUGUUUAAAAGCAUA
Branchiostoma floridae (Florida lancelet) is the source of this 3019-nucleotide messenger RNA. RefSeq names its product zinc finger protein 665-like. Bases 79 to 2226 code for a protein of 715 amino acids. Gene Ontology annotation, cellular component: nucleus. Gene Ontology annotation, biological process: regulation of transcription by RNA polymerase II. The transcript has 2 exons. Gene Ontology annotation, molecular function: DNA-binding transcription factor activity, RNA polymerase II-specific; RNA polymerase II transcription regulatory region sequence-specific DNA binding. The record is from RefSeq and is a predicted model, not a curated record. Lineage: Eukaryota; Metazoa; Chordata; Leptocardii; Amphioxiformes; Branchiostomatidae.